Molecule: messenger RNA, 1203 nt
Organism: Fimicolochytrium jonesii
Lineage: Eukaryota; Fungi; Chytridiomycota; Chytridiomycetes; Spizellomycetales; Powellomycetaceae
Product: phosphatidyl serine synthase-domain-containing protein
Exons: 4
Coding region: 1-1203 (400 amino acids)
Biological process (GO): phosphatidylserine biosynthetic process
Molecular function (GO): L-serine-phosphatidylethanolamine phosphatidyltransferase activity
Source: RefSeq, a predicted model, not a curated record
AUGCUCGUAGUGCUCGUAUAUCUCGCGCUAUUCGUUGCGAACGGCGAUGAUGUCGUCAUCGGAGGUGACAACACCAAAGUUGGAUUAGCGACAUGCGUCGGGAUAUUCCUACUCAUCGGCAUGCUGCAGUUUCGCGAUGGUCCCUUCGUGCGACCGCAUCCAGCUUUCUGGCGUAUCGUCCUUUCCCUCAGCGUCGUCUACCAGAUCAUCCUCGUCUUUGUCGCCUUUCAGAACAAACACACGAUGCGCGCCCUUCUGAAAGAGUUCGAUCCGUCAUUGGGAGUGCCGUUGCCGGACAAAUCGUACGCGGAGGACUGCUCGUUGUCACCUGCGUCCAUGUGGGAUCAAUUAGACAUCUUUGUUCUUGCCCAUGCGCUGGGGUGGUAUUGCAAGGCCAUCGUGUUGCGGGACUACUGGUUCUGUUGGAUUCUUUCGGUCAUGUUUGAGUUUUUGGAGUACACUUUCGAGCAUCAGCUGCCCAACUUCGCCGAGUGCUGGUGGGAUCAUUGGAUUUUGGAUGUUUUGCUCGCAAACUGGAUCGGAAUCAUUUUGGGGAUGAAGACGUGCCAGUACUUUGCGAUGAAACAGUAUUCGUGGCGUGGGGUCAACGACAUCCCUACGUAUCGCGGGAAAGUCGCGAGAGCGAUGCAGCAGUUCACACCACAUAGCUGGACUGAAUUCAAUUGGGAGGGGACUACUACCUUCAAGAACUUCUUGGCUGUCAUCGGACUCCUCUACAUUAUUCUUCAAUCCGAAAUGAACGCCUUCUAUCUCAAGUACCUUCUCUGGCUGCCGCCAGCUCACCCAAUCAACGUCUGGCGCCUGAUCUACUACUUCUUCAUGGCCCUGCCCGCAACGCGCGAAGCCUUCCAAUUCAUGUCCGACCGCCGCUGCAAACGAUUAGGCAUGCAUGCGUGGAUGGCCAUCGCCAACAUCUUCACGGAACUGCUGAUCGUCGUCAAGUUCAGCCAGGGAGAGUUCCAUACCCCGAUGCCGAGGAGAGUCAAGGCGGCGUGGGCGGCAUUUGCGGCGUUGUUGGCUGUUUAUGCGAUCGUGAGGUUUGGUAUGGGUUCAAGUAGCGGGACUACGUCUCCGCGGGCCAAGAGCCCUCUGCGGACGAGCUUAAAAAAGCAGGAGAAGGUCGGGCAUUCGCCGAAGGGGAAGAACAAUAGAGAGGCAAAGCUACGACAGAAAUCGAGUUGA